AUGACUAACACUAGGAGUCCUAACAAUGAGAGUGCUUGUCACCUGUUUGCAUGUUGCCGAGAAGCGAAGAAAGCAUAUAGCAUGGUUGGUCUGCCGAACCUUCCUGUAAUGGGUAAUAAUGUGCAAGACUGGUUUUUUGAUUGCCUGAAUGCAUUGCAUAAUGAGUUGAUUGCUAAAUUUGUAAUUAUUUGCUGGGGUAUUUGGUGCAGCCGCAAUGAGUGUGUGUGGCAGGGAGCUUCUUUUGACUUGAGCUUAAUGUUGAGACAUUCUUUAUUAUUCCUUGAGAAUUGGAGUGCUGCUAAUACUAGUCCAAUUGUGAAUCAAGGCCCUAGAAGUGUUGUUAGAUGGGAGAAGCCGCAAAGAGGAAGGCUAAAAAUGAAUACAGAUGCUGCAAUUAAUCAGACCAAAGGGAUCACGGGAUUCGGUUGGCUCCUUAGAGAUCAUGAUGGUCAUUUUCUAGGUGCGAAGAAUCUGCGUGGGCAAGGUAUUUAUGGUCCAAAGGAGGCCGAGGCUAUUGGAAUGAGAGAGGCUCUGAGCUGGUUAAAGGAUACAUGUCUAGGCGAAGUUGACGUGGAAACGGAUUCCCAACUAGUUUUUAAAGCAAUAUCUGGUCAUGACUUUACUUCUGCUUUUGGUUUAAUAAUAUGUGAUAUUAAAGAAUUAGCAUCUCAGAUUAAUGAUGUUGAUUUUUGUUUUGCUAAGCGAUCUGCGAAUCGCGCCGCCCAUACUGUUGCUCGGGAGGCCGUUUAUGAGUCAGAUUGCGGGGAGUGGUUUGAUACUCCUCCUAUUUUUCUUAGAGAUUGUAUUCUUGAUGAUUUAAUGAAUUAA
Molecule: messenger RNA, 828 nt
Organism: Ipomoea triloba (trilobed morning glory)
Lineage: Eukaryota; Viridiplantae; Streptophyta; Magnoliopsida; Solanales; Convolvulaceae
Exons: 1
Coding region: 1-828 (275 amino acids)
Molecular function (GO): RNA-DNA hybrid ribonuclease activity; nucleic acid binding
Source: RefSeq, a predicted model, not a curated record